Trichomonas vaginalis G3 is the source of this 720-nucleotide messenger RNA. Its product is annotated as glycine-rich protein family. The record is from RefSeq and is a predicted model, not a curated record. The coding region runs from base 1 to 720 and encodes 239 amino acids. NCBI's taxonomy places the organism in Eukaryota, Parabasalia, Trichomonadida, Trichomonadidae. The transcript has a single exon.
AUGCCGAAUUACGGCGGCCCGCUUGGCGGCUAUAACGGAGGCGGACCAGAUAUUGCUGAUGUCGGCGAUUCCUCAUUCGGAGGCGGUGGCGGUGCCACUGAUAUACGCUUAAUUGGCGGAAAAUGGAACGAUACAGAAAGUCUUUUGUCACGUUUUAUCGUUGCCGGGGGGGCCGGCGGAAGCCAUGAACCGCCUUGGGGAAGAGGUGGAAAUGGCGGAGGUAUUCCUGGUUUAGAUGCUGCAAAAGAAGGAUAUACUGCCGGUUCAUACGCAACAUAUUUUGCCAAGGGUGGAACUAUAAAUGAAGGGGAAAAAGUUGGUUCAACUUGCAGAAGAACUCCAGGAGAUUUCGGAAAGGGAGGCCAAGGAUGGGAUGGCGGCGGCGGUGGUGGAGGUUGGUAUGGUGGUGGCGGUGGCUGCCUUGGAAUUGGGGGCGGUGGAGGGUCUGGUUUUGUCCUCAAUGAAUCGACAAAAAUUUUUGUUCCUGAAAAUUAUAAAGUUAGUCGUGAUUUCUACUUAGAUAAUGCCUUAUCCAUACCAGGAAAUCAAAAUUUCCUAAAUCCUAACGGAUCUGAAGAAACAGGCCACAUUGGCAACGGAUAUUGCACUAUUACUUUGCAACACUCUUUCGAAUACAUAAAUUCAUGUAUUAGAAAUAUCUAUCUCGGAAAUUUUAUGCAUAUCUAUACCUUUAUCUUCCUGAUUUUAGACGAAAAAUAA